Molecule: messenger RNA, 516 nt
Organism: Colletotrichum acutatum
Lineage: Eukaryota; Fungi; Ascomycota; Sordariomycetes; Glomerellales; Glomerellaceae
Exons: 1
Coding region: 197-376 (59 amino acids)
Source: RefSeq, a predicted model, not a curated record
GCUUGCAACAAAAAAGUGAUUUGUCCUCAAUCAAAACGGUUUCUGGCAGCAAAGAGAGAGAGAGAGAGAGAGAGAGAGAAAACAAUGCCCGUCUCCCCCUUUGGUGUGUCCAAUUCGUUUUCCCCAUCUCCAUCUGGGGUAUCCUUCGACUAGGAAAGAAACGGUGUACCAUCAUCUAUGGUAUGCGAUCAUUGUGAUGAAUUUGGGUUGGAUUGGGAAUGGAUGGAUCGGUCCAGUUCGCGCGUUAGGGUCCAGACUUCACGGCACGGUAGUGAAGCCAAAAGCCCACGCUACCUUACCUCAACUGCCCAUCCCGUCCAUAAUAGUUCAAGUCAUCCGUGGUUCCCAUCCUCGCCACGAAGCCGUCGGGCACUAAAGCUGGCUGCCGGGCGGCGCGUGCCUGACAGGACAAGCCCGCCGUGCCGCUCAAAAAAACGAAAGGGCUCUCUCUCUCUCUCUCUCUCUCGCCGGUCUCCAAUCCGUGUGGAUACGGAGGAGAGCGUGGCUUUUUUUAUU